Molecule: messenger RNA, 918 nt
Organism: Aspergillus nidulans FGSC A4
Lineage: Eukaryota; Fungi; Ascomycota; Eurotiomycetes; Eurotiales; Aspergillaceae
Product: protein stcC
Exons: 1
Coding region: 1-918 (305 amino acids)
Biological process (GO): sterigmatocystin biosynthetic process; cellular oxidant detoxification
Molecular function (GO): peroxidase activity
Source: RefSeq, a predicted model, not a curated record
AUGUUGCUCAAGAGCAUCCAGAACAUUGUCUGUGGCCUCGUGCCAACGUUCUUCCUGUUUGGCUCUGCAGCUGCCGAGCUGGACUUUGAACAGUGGCAUCCAGCGGGACUGGGAGACUUGCGCUGCGGCUGCCCGGCCAUGAACAGUCUUGCCAACCACGGGUUCAUCAACCAUAACGGCAGCAACAUCACGGUCAACGAGGUCAUCCCGUUGAUGCAAGAGGUCUUUCAUCUCAGUGAAGAGCUCGCCACGAUUGUCACGGGCCUCGCCGUCCUCUCGGCGGACGACCCUGCCUCGGGUAUUUUCAACCUUGAUAUGCUGAACCGCCACAACAUUUUCGAGCACGACGCCUCACUGACCCGCAAGGAUUUCUACCUGGGCGGCGACGGACAUACUAUUGACCAGCCCACGCUGGACGAGUUCCUCAGCUACUUCGACGGCAAAGAAUGGAUCGACCUCAACGACGCCGCAGCAGCCCGCUAUGCGCGCGUCCUCGACUCCCGCGAGAAGAACCCGAGCUUCCUCUACCAGGACCAGCAGCUCAUUACUUCGUACGGCGAGACGAUCAAGUACUUCCGAACCAUGGUCGACCCGCGCUCAAACAAGACAUCCGCCGAGUUCGUCAGGAUCUUGUUCACCGAGGAGCGGCUGCCCGUCAGGGAAGGGUGGCAGCGCCCGCGAGAAGAGAUCAGUGGGUUCUCGCUGGCCAGCGAUGUCGUUCAGCUGGCGCUGCGCACCCCAGAGAAGUUCAUUGGCAUGCCGUUCGACCAGCGUCCGUUUGCAGAGCAGGCCUUUGACCCGCUGCCAUGGCAGCGGCCUCCCAUCUGGACUCCCCCGAACUACCCGGGUUUCAGUAAGAGGCAUUUCUCUGAGCUUGUCGGGAGGUUUGCGAAGAAGGCCCUUCCGUUUCGUGCUUGA